CAGAAUUGUCUCUAUCCGCUGCACUCUCUUCAGAGAGAUAGAGAGAGAGAGGGAGAGAGGGAGAUCGCUCAGGCUGGAGGAGACCGUCGACCUGCUGCUGAUAUUCAUUCUCUUUGACGGGGUUUCCUCGCAUUGAGGGUGGACAAAUGUUAUGUCGUCGCUGAGCUCCCCGUGUGCUGCGUGCAAGUGCCAACGCCGGAAAUGUACCCCUGAGUGCGUGUUCGCCCCCUACUUCCCCGCGGACCAGCCCCAGAAGUUUGCCUAUGUCCAUGAGGUCUUCGGCGCGAGCAACGUGGCCAAGCUCUUGAACGAGCUCCAUGUGUCGCAGCGGGAAGACGCAGCAAACUCCCUCACCUACGAGGCCGAGGUCCGCCUCCGUGAUCCCAUCUAUGGGUGCGUUGGGCUCAUCUCCAUCCUCCAGCACAAGCUCAACUUGCUGCAGAAGGAGCUCAGCAAUGCCAAGAAAGAGCUCGCUGCCUACAUGGGACCCCACUCAAUGAUGCCAGCCACAGUGCAACCUCCUGGGGCGAUGUUUCCGGCCGGUAAUCCCUUGUCGUCCAUGAUGGCAUUGCACAACACGGUGCCGGUCAUCACGACUAGGGGCAAGGGCGACGCACUAUGGCAUGGUGGAGGGUCGACGUUGGUAGACCAACAACUGUUGCUUGAAGAACAUCAACUGGCGGCUAUUGCAGCGGCGAGGGAGCAACAAGACAUGGGUAGGGUUUGUGAGCAGCAGCAAAUUAGGAGGCAUCAUGAUCAACAGCAACUGCAAAGUCAACAUGAAACUAAGUAUCGCACAAAUGGUUCUGACUGUGUUGGGGAAUUUGUUUCUGCAAUACAGUACCACACCGCAAAUAAUGCAAUUCCUCCAGGCCCGGCUUCGCCAUCACUAGCAUUGGGUAGUUUCAUGAACCCAUACCACGAGCAAGCUCAUCGUCUCUCGUUGAAGUCGGAACAAGCAUGCAUCGAAAAACAUCAAGAGCAACGAUCCGGUGGCAUGGAGGGCCAGAAUGAUGAUGUCGGCCUUUCCUGGUGAAUGUUUUUACUUCAUUUCCGCUAAAUCUUAUCUUAGAUGCUCAGAUUUUUCGGGGGCGAUUUUCAC
This is a messenger RNA of Eucalyptus grandis, 1102 nucleotides long. RefSeq names its product protein LATERAL ORGAN BOUNDARIES-like. Bases 152 to 1036 code for a protein of 294 amino acids. The record is from RefSeq and is a predicted model, not a curated record. Lineage: Eukaryota; Viridiplantae; Streptophyta; Magnoliopsida; Myrtales; Myrtaceae. The transcript is spliced from 2 exons.